AAAGCUCGCGGAACGCACGCUAGGAGAACUAUCUGGCAAGACCGCGCACGAAAGCUCUGCUCCUCACGGGACACACCAUCGCGCGCCUCCUACGCUGCGAAGCGCAGCCUCCACCACCCCGCCAUGUCCAACACCGACUUCCUAGGCCGUGCGAUCGAAGCGGUCAAGAAGGCAAUCGAGCAGGACACGGCCGGCGACUACGACAAAGCCUACCAACAAUACUACCAAGCGCUGGAACUGUUCAUGCUCGCGCUGAAAUGGGAGAAGAAUCCCAAGUCAAAGGACAUGAUCCGGCAGAAGGCCGGCGAGUACAUGGAGCGGGCCGAGAAACUCAAGAAUCACCUGGCAGAGAACGAUGGGAAGCGGAAACCGGCGGCGAUGGGGUCGAAUGGAGCUGUCGGAUCGAACGGUGGGGGGAAGGGCAAAGAGGAUGAAGGCGAGGACCAAGAUCCGGAGAGCAAGAAGUUAAGAGGAGCGUUGGCAGGUGCGAUUUUGACGGAUAAGCCGAAUAUCAAGUGGGAGGAUGUGGCAGGUUUGGAGCAGGCAAAGGAAGCGCUGAAGGAGGCUGUCAUUCUACCGAUCAAAUUCCCACAUCUGUUCACAGGGAAGAGGCAGCCUUGGAAGGGUAUUCUGUUAUACGGACCGCCUGGAACGGGAAAGUCAUUUUUGGCAAAAGCGGUGGCUACGGAAGCAAAUAGCACGUUCUUCAGCGUGAGUUCGUCAGAUUUGGUGUCCAAAUGGAUGGGUGAAUCAGAGAGACUGGUCAAACAACUCUUCAACCUCGCCCGCGAAAACAAGCCCUCAAUCAUCUUCAUCGACGAGAUCGACGCCCUCUGCGGUCCUCGCGGCGAAGGCGAAUCCGAAGCAUCCCGACGCAUCAAAACCGAACUCCUCGUACAAAUGGACGGUGUAGGCCGCGACAGCAAAGGCGUCCUCAUCCUCGGCGCAACAAACAUCCCCUGGCAACUCGACGCGGCGAUUCGAAGACGUUUCCAACGGAGAGUACACAUUUCCCUACCCGAUCAACCCGCGCGGAUGAGAAUGUUUGAGCUCGCGGUGGGAGAUACGCCGUGUGAAAUGUCGGCGGACGAUUAUCGGACGCUGGCGAGGUUGAGUGAGGGGUAUUCGGGAAGUGAUAUCACGAUUGCGGUGCAGGAUGCGCUGAUGCAACCUGUGCGGAAGAUUCAGACGGCGACACAUUACAAGAAGGUCGACGUCGACGGCGUAGAGAAGCUCACACCCUGCUCACCCGGCGACGCGGGCGCUCUCGAGAUGGACUGGACACAAAUCGAAACGGAUCAACUUCUAGAGCCGAGAUUAAUGGUCAAAGACUUUGUCAAGGCAAUCAAGAGUGCACGUGCGUCUGUGAGUAGCGAGGAUCUGGUGAGGAGCGCAGAGUGGACCAAGGAGUUUGGCAGUGAGGGUGCUUGA
Zymoseptoria tritici IPO323 is the source of this 1431-nucleotide messenger RNA. RefSeq lists its product as uncharacterized. Gene Ontology annotation, molecular function: ATP hydrolysis activity; ATP binding. The transcript is spliced from 3 exons. Gene Ontology annotation, biological process: vacuole organization; endosomal transport. NCBI's taxonomy places the organism in Eukaryota, Fungi, Ascomycota, Dothideomycetes, Mycosphaerellales, Mycosphaerellaceae. The record is from RefSeq and is a predicted model, not a curated record. Bases 124 to 1431 code for a protein of 435 amino acids.